AUGUCGGCAACUUCAAGGCACGCUGUCAGCCCUAGCGGAAGAGAUGAAGUUGGAACACAACAAAUGGAAGGACAACAAGGUUCAAACACACAGGCCGAUGCCACAUCUCACUUAAGAAAUCCUUUCACCGGACGGUCAGCUUCAACAGACUCAGCCAUGGAGUCUGGAUCGCCGUUCGAAGGUGACUCUCGCCGGGCAGACUCUCUACAGACGCCAGCGUCUCCGACUCAAGAUAGGCGGUUAAGCAAAGAAUGGGAUGCCGCAAAGGUGCCCCCAUCGCGAUUUCAGAAGAGAGAGGGCAGCAUAUUCUCUACAUCUAGUUCUCGAGACAGUCACAUCACAAGGAAGGAUCGUGAUGCAUCAUACCACGCCAAGUUGAAGGAGAAGGGAUGGGUAUAA
Molecule: messenger RNA, 399 nt
Organism: Ophidiomyces ophidiicola
Lineage: Eukaryota; Fungi; Ascomycota; Eurotiomycetes; Onygenales; Onygenaceae
Exons: 4
Coding region: 1-399 (132 amino acids)
Source: RefSeq, a predicted model, not a curated record